AUGGUGGCGGGCCCAGCCCGUGGUGCUUGCCGGGUUGUCCCGGGGGGCAGUGGGUCAGGACGGCGGCUGGUGGCCGGCCUGGGCCGUGGUAGUGUGGGGCUGUCCCGGGGGACUGUGGGUCAGGACGGCGGCUGGUCGCCGGCCCGGGCCGUGGUGGUGUGGGGCUGUCCCGGGGGGCAGUGGGUCAGGACGGCGGCUGGUGGCCGGCCCAGCCCGUGGUGCCUGCGUGGCUGUGCCGGGGGGCAGCGGGGCAGCCGAGCGAGGGGGACCGGCCAGCUCCCGGCGCGGAGCGCUCGCCUCCUCCGUGAGCGCCUAAAAUGUUCCUGGCAUGCGAGGCCAGGGGAGAUGCAGGGGGUGGGGGCGCGGCCGGUCCCAGCCCCGCUGACGGCGGCGUCGUUGCAGGUGCUGGCGGCGCUGCUGUGCGCGGCGCUGCUCCCGCUCCGCCCGGAGGCCGUCAAGGCGCCCAAGCGGCCGGCGCGGACCCGGACCUGCGGCGAGCGGCCCGAGGAGCUGCUGGAGCAGCUGUACGGGCGGCUGGCGGCGGGCAUGCUCAGCGCCUUCCACCAUACCCUGCAGCCCGAGCCGCCGGGCCGCCACCACAACGCCAGCUGCCCCGCCGGGAGCCGGCCGGCCGGCGACAAGAGGUUUCGGCUCCCCGUCAACCUGCGCAGCGCCUCGCCCUGGGCCUACAGAAUUUCGUAUGAUCCCACAAGAUAUCCUAAGUACAUUCCUGAAGCGUACUGUCUGUGCAAAGGCUGCCUCAUGGGGAUCUUUGGCGAGGAGAACUUCCACUUCCGCAGCACCCCCGUGUACAUGCCCACAGUCAUCCUCCGCCGCACGUCCUCCUGUGCUGGGGGCCGCUACGUCUACACAGAAGAUUAUGUCACUAUCCCGGUGGGCUGCACUUGUGUACCUGAGCAAGAAAAAGAGGCUGAAAGCGUAAAUUCCAGCAUAGAUAAGCAAGAAAUGAAGUUGCUGGUAAGCCAAAACAAGCCAUCAUCAGAAUGAAGAAUAUAUAAAGAGUCUUGUUAACAGUAUUGGCUUCCCAUCGUUGUUUCACCACCUCAGGAAGCUGCACCACAGCAGCAAACAAACACAUCAACUUACCCUCUUGCAGUUAUUUCAGUUGUAAGAUUGAAACUUUUGUCCAUUUGCUCAGAUCAUUAGAGAUGACAAUUCAUACUAAGAACUUCUUUAGUUCAUGUAAGUAUUUGUUACAAAUUCCAAUGUAGCUUUUUUUUUUCCCCUUAGAGCAGAACAUUUUAUCCUUGCUUAUUCACAGUACAUUUUAGAAGAUGAUGCAACUGUAAGACAUAGUAGCUAUUACUAUAGCAGACUACUGGUUGUUGAUAUUUUUAAGGAGUCUUUUAUACUCUACUUUUAAAUACUCAUAUAGAAACCACAUAGCUGCCGUACAUGUGCCAGAUCAGCAGUUAAAAGGAUAACUUCUCAUGCUGGGAGAGCCUUCCCUUAUAUCAUAUAUCUCAACCCCAAGCACUGUUCCUGGCUGUUACAUCUUUGCUAUUUGUAUGCUACAGCAAGGAAACCUUUGCUGAGUUUGAGUUAUUCAUGAAACAAUAUUCUAUGAGUUUGCUAUUUUUAAACUUGCCAAAUUGCUACAGGGACAAAAGUGUUGAGAAAAAACGUGCUAGAAUAUUGUAAAACUGAUGUGGACUAAGUCUAAUUGCACAGAAAAUAUCAAUUAGAAAAAAUGCAGUUUGGGACCCAAGAAUUCUGUAUUAGAUGUCAUUCAUCAUUAAUUGCUUAACUGUUCCUUGUGACAAAACUGUAUUCUGUACAGUUGAAAAGACAAAAUCUUUUCCAUAUUAGGAAAGGAGUAAACAGGCUGGGUCUUAACUCCUAGAUGCUACAGAGGUCACUGGUUGUCCCAGCCAAUCCAAAGUUUUAAAAUCCAACCGAUUUAUACAAUUAAUUAUUAUAACUAAUUGUUACUUAUUUUUCCCUAUGCUACACAUAACAGACAAUCAGCUGCAAAAAAUGCUAGCCUGCGGAAGAGCACUCUUCCAUCUUUUCAGCUGAUAGGAACUUGAUGGCAAGCUCUAAACAGAAACCCCAGAUAAACAAAAGCUUGCAUUUCCAGAACAAACAAAAACUUGCAUUUCCAGAACAAGGAACUGAAGGUUGACUGAGUCUAGUGAAUGAUAAUCAGGAAUAACCAGGGAUACCUUGCAUGACCAUGACUCCUCAGAGGGCCACAAUUACCGAAGUCGGUAAGUCUCUGAAUGAACAGCAGAGAAUUGCUUGUACAGUUGAAGGAUCAUGACUGCAAUAUCAUUACAAAAAAGAAUGAACACAACAUGCAGCAAUGUAUUUGGUGCAUCAAGAAUCUCAAAAAUUUACUUAAUCCAUAGUGAAUGAAGUCCCUAUGCUACACAAACACAUGCUCCUUUUGGAGCGUCAUUGGAUGAAGAAUGGAAAGACUAUGAGCUAAGCAGAAUUAACAAGUUAAAUAGAGAAUGAAAAUCAUAUGACAACUCCUUGUCUUGGUGCAUAAUUAUUGACUGUGCUCUUUAUGACUCAGUCUAGUAUAACAGUAUUUUUAUAGUGCAAUCUGUAUAGCUUCUUACAAAGCCUAAAACAUCUUUAAGAACUCCAGAAACCAAUAAAAGAUUCCCAUCACAACAUCAUAUUGAAGUUUAUAACCGUGUUUCUUGUGCAGAUGCUUUUCCACAGUUCCACUUGUUUUCAGAUCUGUGUUUCCUCAAAUUGUGAUGCUUCUUUCUCAAGGGGAUUCUCAAAGGAAGGUUCAAAGAAGGUCAUCAAGUGUUGAUACUAGUCACAGAACAGCUAAUUGCCUAGCUGCUGCCAGCAAUUACAGGUAGUUACCUGUUCCCUGGGGAAUGUAAAUACUUGCAGCAGUUACAGCCACUUUUCCUUCCUCCUAAUGUGGAAGAACUUCUCACCCUCUGGGAAGAGGGAAAUGGUAAUCAAAGACAGAGGUGCUCAAAAGGGAAGCAGACCCAAAAAAAGGGCGAAGCACUGCAUUGGAUGAUGCUUCAGCAGCCCAAGAUCUUACAGUUUCACUGUUAAAUUGUGGGGAUUUUUCUCCACACACACACUUCAGAUGGGGUGAGGUUGUACCUUCAGGCUCCACAGCACAGAAAGCAAAGUCUUCACAGUAAAAGGCAGUAAAAAACCCCAACAACAACAUAAAAUCCCAAACCACAUGGCCCUUACCCUUUAGUGAAUACCAAGAAGGGCUACCAGCUGAAGCUCUGGCUAAACACUGCCCUCCAGCAAAACUCAUCUGUCUGCCCACACACUUUUGUUGUACAAAUUUGUCUGCAACAAAUUAGUUACUAGAGCACAUGGAUUUAUUUGCAUGAUGUGGAGAAAAAAAAAAAUCUCACUUUUUGUUGCAACUCUCUUGUCCCACAGGCAUAAAUCAUGGAGUCAGUUUGAGGUUUUCAAGUAACUAGAGCAUAUUCUGGGAAUUCCUGGGAGUUACAGGCUAAGAUCAGGUAAAUGGAACACAAUCGGUUUUGCCAAUCCAGAAAAACAGAUGCUUUAACUUACAUAUAGCUUCAGGAAUUGGAUGACUGAAAGGAAAGUGUUAGCAAACUGCAAAACCUCAGUGGAUCAGUAGAUGAUGUAUGUUGGCGACCUCCUUCUUGUCAUACUGCAACAAGUGCAGAAAGCUUCCUGUAGUUACAGGCAACCUCAUGUUAUCUCAUUCAGAAGCCCAUUUUCCUUUUUUAAUCCUCACCCUCUUCUGUGACAGAUUUUUUAGCUGAGCCAGUUUGCUUCCUGGUCCAGCUUUCCAGUUAGGUGUCUCUUAAAAGCUAUGUUUAUGUUUUAACGUGAACAACUGUUUGAUGACAAUUUGUUAGUGAACAACUGUUUGUAGUACUUAACAUCAAGAACUAUUAGCUACACAAACAUUUGUUAACCUUCAAAAUAUCCUUCCAUUUAUAAACCCUCUCCACAUUACUCAUGUGGAAAAGGUUGAGUACUAAAUGUAGUUAGAGUUUGUUUGGAUUUUUUUUUUAAGAGAUCAUCACAUCAUGGAUUUAUAUCAGUUUCACUUCAACUGUAGUGUGACAUUUUCCAGCUUCUAGCCCUCUGCUUACAGCUGCUGCAG
Calidris pugnax (ruff) is the source of this 4102-nucleotide messenger RNA. RefSeq names its product interleukin 17D (gene IL17D). Gene Ontology annotation, molecular function: cytokine activity. Lineage: Eukaryota; Metazoa; Chordata; Aves; Charadriiformes; Scolopacidae. The coding region runs from base 1 to 1008 and encodes 335 amino acids. The transcript has 3 exons. The record is from RefSeq and is a predicted model, not a curated record. Gene Ontology annotation, biological process: inflammatory response. Gene Ontology annotation, cellular component: extracellular region.